Chrysochloris asiatica (Cape golden mole) is the source of this 1926-nucleotide messenger RNA. RefSeq names its product UDP-N-acetyl-alpha-D-galactosamine:polypeptide N-acetylgalactosaminyltransferase 15 (gene GALNT15). NCBI's taxonomy places the organism in Eukaryota, Metazoa, Chordata, Mammalia, Afrosoricida, Chrysochloridae. The coding region runs from base 1 to 1926 and encodes 641 amino acids. The record is from RefSeq and is a predicted model, not a curated record. Gene Ontology annotation, cellular component: Golgi apparatus. The transcript has 10 exons.
AUGCUAGUAAGGAAACGAUACAGGCAUGGACCAUGCAAACUGCAGUUCCUGGUGUUGCUCCUGAUGCUGGGAUGUGUGCUGUUGAUGGUGACCACGCUGUACCCUCCUUUGCAGACCCUGCAGCAGGCAAGCACAGCCCAGACCUGUGGGCACAGCCCUGAGGCUGGGUACCGCCUGGACUUUGGGGAAUCCCAGGAAUGGGUACUGGAGGCUGAGGAUGAGGGCCAAGAGUACAGCCCGCUGGACGGCUUGCCCCCCUUAAUCUCACUGCAGGAGGAUCAGCUCCUGGUGGCUGUGGCCUCACCUAGGGCCAAAAGGAACCAGAGCCAGGGCAGGAGAGGUGGGAGCUACCGGCUCAUUAAACAGACAAGUAAGAGGCAGGACGAGGAGACCUCAGAGAGGGACUGGGGGGCCGAGAAGGAAGAUGGGGAGGUCUCUGAAGAAGAUGAACUUACUCCACUCAGUCUGGACCCUCAAGGCUUCAAUGAGGUGCUCAGCCUCCAAAUCCCUCUGCAAAGGACCCUGCCUGAGGUGCGGCACCCAAAGUGUCUACAGCAGCACCCUGGGGAUAGCCUGCCCACAGCCAGUGUCAUCCUCUGCUUUCAUGAGGAGGCCUGGUCCCCCCUACUGAGAACUGUGCACAGCAUCCUUGACACAGCACCCAGGACCUUCCUGAAGGAGAUCAUCCUAGUGGACAACCUCAGUCAACACGGACAGCUCAAGUCGGCUCUCAGCGAAUAUGUGGCCAGGUUGGAGGGUGUGAAGUUGCUCAGGAGCAAUAAGAGGCUGAGUACCAUCCAGGGCCGGAUGCUGGGGGCCACCAGGGCCACAGGCGACGUGCUGGUCUUCAUGGACUCCCACUGCGAGUGCCAGCCAGGCUGGUUGGAACCUCUCCUCAGCAGAAUAGCUGCUGACAGGAGCCGGGUGGUGUCUCCAGUCAUAGAUGUGAUCGACUGGAAGACUCUCCAGUAUUACCCAACCAAGGACCUGCAACGUGGGGUGUUGGACUGGAAGCUGGAUUUCCACUGGGAGCCCCUGCCAGAGCAUGAAAAGAAGACCCUCCAGUCUCCCAUCAGUCCCAUCAAGACCCCUGUCGUGCCGGGUGGAGUCGUGGCGAUGGACAGGCAUCACUUCCAAAACACGGGAGCUUAUGACCCUCUCAUGUCACUGCAGGGUGGUGAAAACCUCGAACUAUCUCUCAAGGCCUGGCUCUGUGGUGGCUCCGUUGAGAUCAUUCCCUGCUCUCGGGUAGGGCAUGUCUACCGAAAUCAGGAUGCCCAUUCCCUCCUGGACCAGGAGGCUACCCUGCGGAGCAAAGUUCGCAUUGCAGAGACGUGGCUGGGGUCAUUCAAAGAAACCUUCUACAGGCACAGCCCAGAGGCCCUCUACCUGAGCCAGGCUAAGAAGCCAGACUGCACGGAACGCCUCCAGCUGCAAAGGAGACUGGGGUGUCGGAUGUUUCACUGGUUCCUGGCCAAUGUCUACCCAGAGUUGUACCCAUUGGAACCCAGGGCCAAAUUCUCUGGAAAGCUCCACAGCACUGGACUUGGCUUCUGUGCAGACUGCCUGGCAGAAGGGGACACCCUGGGCUGUCCCAUGACUCUAGUUCCUUGCAGUGACAGCCGGCAGCAACAGCACCUGCAGCACACCAGCAGGAAGGAGAUACACUUUGGCAGCCCACAGUACCUGUGUUUUGAUGUCCAUGAUGAGCAGGUGAUUCUACAGAACUGCACUAAGGAAGGUCCUGUCAUCCAGCAGCAGCACUGGGAUUUCCAGGAGAAUGGAAUGAUUGUUCAUAUCCUUUCUGGACAAUGCAUUGAAGCUGUGGUGCAGGAAAACAAUAAAGCCUUGUAUUUGCGCCCAUGUGAUGGAAAAGCCAGUCAGCUGUGGCGAUAUGACCAAAUCAAUGCUGUGGAUGAACGAUGA